Gossypium arboreum is the source of this 1463-nucleotide messenger RNA. RefSeq lists its product as uncharacterized. The coding region runs from base 198 to 1001 and encodes 267 amino acids. The transcript is spliced from 2 exons. The record is from RefSeq and is a predicted model, not a curated record. Lineage: Eukaryota; Viridiplantae; Streptophyta; Magnoliopsida; Malvales; Malvaceae.
AUAUUCUUGCUUUGAUGUUACGUUCGCAUAAAGCAAAAGCUCAUUCCCACCAUUUCCUUCUUUAUCUAAAACAACAAAAAGAGAAAAACUGACAAAGAAAAUAAUAAAAGCAGCCGUUAAUUUCCAUCCAUUCUAUUCAAGAAACUGAUGUUCCUUUCACUCAUUUCCCAAAAGCUUGAAUUUUCCGAUCUGGGUCGAUGGCAGAAUUGGACAAUAGCAGCACCAGCUCAUCAUCGGGAUCGACGCUCUUCAAUCGCUCCUUCACGAUGCACGCAAACACAGCUGAACCUGAUGCCCCCAAAGUUCAUCUUCUUCUCAACAACCCAUCGUCUCUUAAUCGAGCAGCUUCCAUUUCCAAAAUUUACAAUUCAAUCGAUUCAGUCAAAGGUAAAGUCAAAAAGCUUUGCAAUUUAUUCGAGUCCGCGAAAUCUUCAUUAACCAGUAAAGAACUUUCCCCUAAAGUUGUUUUAAGACCCACGAAAUCAAUCGGGUAUUCAUCUUCGUUUUCUUCGAGUUUUAAUAACCCAUCGAUAAGAUUACCCGGAACUGAAGAUCGGAUCGUUGUUUAUUUAACUAGUUUACGAGGGAUUAGAAGGACUUACGAAGAUUGUUAUGCUGUUCGGAUGAUAUUUAGAGGGUUUAGAGUUUGGGUUGAUGAAAGGGAUGUUUCCAUGGAUUCAGCUUAUAAGAAAGAGUUACAAAGCGUUUUGAGAAAGAAGAACCCGAGUUUGCCUCAGGUUUUUAUAAAGGGAAAGUAUGUUGGUGGUGCUGAUGUGAUUAAAAGCAUGUUUGAAGUUGGGGAAUUGGCUAAGAUUCUUGAGGAUUUUCCAAGGAUACAACAGCCUGGGCUUGUUUGUGAUUGUUGUGGGGAUGUCAGGUUUGUGCCUUGUGGGAAUUGUAAUGGGAGUCGAAAAGUGUUCGACGAAGACGAAGGGUUUCUUAAGAGAUGCUUGGAAUGCAAUGAAAACGGCUUGAUCCGGUGCCCCAAUUGCUGUUCUUAACACUUUGAUUGCUGCUGCCUGCAGGAUGUUAAGUAUUUAGCUGAUGAUCGUUUGUUGAUGACGAAAUUAGCAUCACCACGUAAUCGAAAUGCCGUAUUUGGAGAUCAUGCAUUUUUCGGCCACCAGGCAAAUCGGGAGAAGAUGGCCGGGCUCUGUAAGCUCAACCUUAUCGUGUCCUAUGGAGUAAGGGAGGUUGUUCCAUGCCAGAGCCAUACCAUAAUGCUGCGGUCGGGCGUUUGGGCAUUCGAUAGUGAAGGAGAUCUUUUGGUUCUCCUAUCCUAUAUGUUGCUGUAAAUAUUUAUUUAGUGCUAUCUUAAUGUAAUGCACUUGCGUCUGUUGCAAGUGACUGUGAGAAUAGACUAAAAUUUAUGCUUAUAGAGUUAUUGUUAGAAUUAAGUGACCCAAAUUCUUAUUUAAAUAAAAUACGAUGGAAAAUAAAAUAAAAGUAAAAUCCAUAUAGAA